Cygnus atratus (black swan) is the source of this 2650-nucleotide messenger RNA. It is a transcript of the gene NCAPH, whose product is annotated as non-SMC condensin I complex subunit H. Gene Ontology annotation, cellular component: condensin complex. The record is from RefSeq and is a predicted model, not a curated record. Gene Ontology annotation, molecular function: chromatin binding. Gene Ontology annotation, biological process: mitotic chromosome condensation. NCBI's taxonomy places the organism in Eukaryota, Metazoa, Chordata, Aves, Anseriformes, Anatidae. The transcript is spliced from 17 exons. Bases 44 to 2179 code for a protein of 711 amino acids.
GGCGGCGGCGGCGGGGAGGCCGCGGCCGGUGCCCGCUGUCGGGAUGAGCGCCGCGACCCCCCGGCGGGGAGGCGGAGGCGGCGGGCUCGCGUCUCCCGCCCCGCGGCCGCUCGGCAGCUCGGCCACCCCCACGCUGAGCGACUGCCCCGGCAACGAUGACGAGCGGGAGAGGCGGCAGCGGCGGCGUUCGCGGGCCGCGGACCUGCAGCUCGGCAGCACCGAGGCGGCGCUGGGCCUCGUCUCUUCGGUGCCCGGGCAGGUGGAUGUGUCGCUGUCGGUGGUGCCGCGGUGGACGAAUGCGCAGAUCUCGGACCACUACUCCACCUGCAUCAAGCUGUUCACCGAGAACAAAAUCAACACCAAGAAUGUUUUUGGCUUAUACCUGAUAGACUAUAUGACAGAUAUACUGAAACAGAAGGACUCUGAACUGACGAACUUCAAGAUAGCAGCUGGCACCCUUGAUGCCAGCGCGAAGAUUUAUGCUGUGCGUGUGGAUGUAGUCCAUGCAGAUAUGUACAAAGUUCUUGGAGGCUUGGGCAAGGACUCGACACCUACAGAAGAUACGGAGAGCCCAAAAGGAGAAGAAGACAGUGCAGCUUCUGGUACUGUCAAGAGAGUCCAGACAAAGAAAAAGCAUUCAUUCAAAACCAUUGAGCAGAACUUGAACAACAUCAAUGUGACAGAUCAUAAUCGCAGAUGUGAGGUUGACCCCAUGUUUCAGAAAACAUCAGCAUCUUUUGAUGAAUGCAGCACAGCUGGCAUUUUCCUCACCAGCCUGCGUACACAAAGUUGCCACAGUAAGCUCCUCUUUGACUCGGAGAUCGUGCCUCUCCCAUCUUCGGCAACCGUCACUCUGCCAAACUGUGAUCCUGUGACAGUGACAGAUUUAAACUUGCUGCUAUCACAGUGCAUUGAAAAACGCCCCAUCUGCUCUUCACUGGCUGGUUUCCAGUUUACGCAUUGGGAUGCUGAAUCCCAUGAUGAGUCAGUGUCAGCCCUGUUGGAUAAAUUUAAGAAGAGUGAUCAAGUGUUCAACAUCAAUGCAGAGAUAGACAGUUAUGUGGAAGAUGGUGGUCCCAUGCUGCCAGAUGAUGACUUCAACACUGACUCACCCAGGAGUAAAGUAGCAGAUGAGAUUGGGGAAUUCACAGAAAACAAGUCCUUCAGGACAGUCCAUGAGAGCAAGAGACUUGAUGCAGUUCCUUUUGGAGAGGGAGACAUCAGAACCAUGUGCCUUCAUCUCUCCAUGAAGCCAGGGGAAUACUCCUACUUCAGUCCCCGAACUCUCUCAAUGUGGGCUGGCCCAGACCACUGGCGUUUCAAACCUCACCACAAAUCUGGUGCUGUCUCUGAACAGCAGAACAAGAAGAAGAAUGCAAAGAAAGUAUUUGAAGUAAACUUUGAUGAGGAUAUUGACUUUGAGACGUAUUUCCGUAAGACCAAGGCAGCUUUAACUCUGAAAAAAUCCAUUCCGGAAAGCCGGAACAGGAAGGCCACCACGCUUCCUGCAGACUUCAACUAUAACCCUAACAAUUUUGUCCAGCUGUUUCUCAAACCACUUGUUACGCUCUGCAGGCUGCCUGAGCCAGGCAGCUCAUUGGAUCACGAAGAUGAGAUCGGCGAGUAUGAUUACAACAACCCCAAUGACACCUCCAAUUUCUGCCCUGCAGUGCAGGCUGCAGACAGCGAUGAUGACAAUGAUCCCAUUCAAUUCAUGGGCCAAACAGAGGAUUUCAACCUUAAUGCUCACUCUGAGGGUCAAGACGAGGAGUUCAAUGGGGUUGUUGGUGUUGAUAUUGCAAUGUAUGGAGAACUGAACCUCAUUGCUGAGCCCCAGAAGGUCAAUAAGAUAGCAAUUCAGUAUGCAAAGACAGCCAAGAAAAUGGACAUGAAGAUGUUAAAGCAAAACAUGUGGGACAUCUUACUUGAUACAGGAAAAAAACACACAUUGGCAGAGAUUGAAGAUAUGGAGAAAGAGAAAGACCCAUCGGUGGUAACAGGCGAGAAGGCCUUCAGCGACAUCACAAAGGAACUGCUUCACAGGCUGCCUUCUACAAUGGUGAAAAAUCUGUCUGUCCCUUUAGCCUUCACCUGCCUCUUGCAUUUGGCAAAUGAGAAGAAUCUCAAACUGGAGGGUACAGAGGACUUGUCUGAUGUCACGGUGAAACAAGGUGACUGAGCCUUGUGCAGAGAGGAGCAUCGAGGCUUACCCACAGGACAGAGUUCUGCUCUCCAGCUGGCCUGUUCUUGCUAUGGACUGUCUCAUCAGUGGCAGAUUUUUUUCCUCCCAGACUCGUUGCUGAGAAAUCCCACCUCAGAAAGACUUUUAAAUCAUGGACAUGGUCCUACCUAAACACAGAGCCCAUACAGAUGGACAGUUACAGUUCAGCCUGACAUCUUUGAUCCAUUACCUCUUUCCUGGGCCUUGAUAGCAGAGUUCUGCAAUCUCACUGUGAACCACCAGUACCUGUUAGCAAAACGCUGCUUCAUGUGUCACUCACUGUCUGCCUGUAAUUCCUAGCACACUGACUGGUAUUCAUGUCUCCAAUUCUUCCUUAAGUCCUGUUCCUUUGCCUGGUCUUUCCCUGAAGUGAUUUAUCUUUUGUACUGAGCUUAACAAUAAUAAAUACCUACAGACUUCUUUGAUGAA